Messenger RNA from Ilex paraguariensis (yerba mate), 182 nucleotides. Lineage: Eukaryota; Viridiplantae; Streptophyta; Magnoliopsida; Aquifoliales; Aquifoliaceae. The record is from the annotation of a GenBank genome assembly.
AUGACUUCAUGGUUACAAACGUAGAAGACACGCUUCGCGUCUCCGCUGAUGGGUCGUUGCAAAAUUAUUUAACGACGACUUUGUCGACUUGCAUGGUGAAUCAUGGUGAAGUGGUUGUAAGGCCUUUGUCAAGAAGACUGUCUAGAAACAUUGAAAAAAUACUAAUACUAGUUACAGAUUGA